AUGUUCGUCAAGCCAAGACCCAAGAAGAGUCUUCUACCGCCGCCGUCGAAGAAGCGAAAAUCGACAUCCGCCGUCGAAGAAGUCAGUUUCGACAAUGAUGCGCGCCAUGAAUACCUGACGGGAUUCCACAAGCGAAAGCAGCAGCGGAUUAAGAAUGCCCAGGAGGAGGCUGCCAAGAGGGCUCGCCAGGAAAAGAUUGAGAUGCGGAAGCAGAUCCGAGAGGAACGCCGCCGCGAGGUCGAACAACACGUGGAAACUGUGAACCGAAUGCUACAGGAGUCAGAAGCCGCCGGAGCGAUCGAGCAGGGGUCGGACGACUCUGACGAGUGGGACGGCUUCCCUGAUCAACCCAAUCUCGACAUUGUGGACCACGAGGAAGAGUACAUUGACGAGGAUCGUUACACGACGGUCACCGUCGAGUCUGUAUCGGUGACAAGAGAUGGGCUGCAUAAACCAAAGGUCGACGAAAGCGAGGACGAGGACGACAACAAGGAAGAGGCCAAGGACACACCCGACGGCAAAGCGGCAAAGUCACGACAGGAGAAGCCAAAGAAGAAAAAGAAGAAGUUCCGCUAUGAGUCCAAAUUCGAUAGAGAGUUGACGAACAUCAAGCACAGGAUCAAGAGCAAAAGGAGGGAAUAA
This is a messenger RNA of Fusarium falciforme, 642 nucleotides long. RefSeq lists its product as hypothetical. The record is from RefSeq and is a predicted model, not a curated record. Bases 1 to 642 code for a protein of 213 amino acids. Gene Ontology annotation, cellular component: nucleolus. NCBI's taxonomy places the organism in Eukaryota, Fungi, Ascomycota, Sordariomycetes, Hypocreales, Nectriaceae. The transcript is spliced from 2 exons. Gene Ontology annotation, molecular function: RNA binding.